CGUGGACCAGGAACGCCUCCUGUGAAACUGGUCUAAGUGCGAGGAGGUCAACCUGGACCAGGAACAACUCCUCCUGUGAACCCGGUCUAAGUGUGUGGAGUUCUAUCAAAGGACGUUCUGAUGGCGGGGAAAGACUACCAUCAUCUGUUUAAGCUGCUCAUCAUCGGAGACUCCAAUGUGGGGAAAAGCAGCCUCCUGCUCCGCUUCGCAGACAGCUCCUUCUCCGGCAGCUACAUCACCACCAUCGGCGUGGACUUCAAGAUCCGAACCGUAGACAUCCAGGGGGAGCGUGUCAAGCUGCAGAUCUGGGACACGGCAGGCCAGGAACGGUUCCGGACCAUCACCUCCACGUACUACAGGAACACACAUGGGGUCAUCGUCGUCUACGAUGUCACCAACCCGGAGUCGUUCGUCAACGUGAAGAGGUGGCUCAACGAGAUCUCUGAGAACUGUGACAGCGUCUGCAAGAUCUUGGUGGGAAACAAAAAUGACGACCCUGCCAAGAAGAAGGUGGAGACCCAGGAUGCUGUGCGUUUUGGGGAAUCGGUGGGCGUCCCCGUCUUCGAGACGAGUGCCAAAGACAACAUAAAUGUAGAAGAGAUGUUCAUGGCCUUCACCCGCAUGGUUCUACGGGCCAAGAAGCAGAGUCAGGACCGAGUUACUCGGGAACGAGAACGGGACGAUACGGUCAACAUCAACGCCCAGAGAGACAGAGACCGCAGGAAGAGAGGGAAGAAAUGCUGCUGAGACCCUAAAAACUGCAAAAGACUUUCAGAUAACUUGAGGGACACUUGACCCCUCAGAGUACAAAAUUUCAUUUUAUUCACAGUGUAACCCAGAAUCUUUAAAGCCCUGGUUCUGACUAACUUUGCCUCAUAAUCAACUUUAAACAC
Molecule: messenger RNA, 893 nt
Organism: Nematolebias whitei (Rio pearlfish)
Lineage: Eukaryota; Metazoa; Chordata; Actinopteri; Cyprinodontiformes; Rivulidae
Product: ras-related protein Rab-35
Exons: 6
Coding region: 121-747 (208 amino acids)
Biological process (GO): endocytic recycling
Cellular component (GO): endosome membrane; plasma membrane
Molecular function (GO): GTP binding; GTPase activity
Source: RefSeq, a predicted model, not a curated record